Dryobates pubescens (Downy woodpecker) is the source of this 1590-nucleotide messenger RNA. RefSeq names its product glucagon like peptide 2 receptor (gene GLP2R). Gene Ontology annotation, biological process: cell surface receptor signaling pathway; adenylate cyclase-modulating G protein-coupled receptor signaling pathway. The transcript has 13 exons. NCBI's taxonomy places the organism in Eukaryota, Metazoa, Chordata, Aves, Piciformes, Picidae. The coding region runs from base 1 to 1590 and encodes 529 amino acids. Gene Ontology annotation, molecular function: peptide hormone binding; glucagon receptor activity. Gene Ontology annotation, cellular component: plasma membrane. The record is from RefSeq and is a predicted model, not a curated record.
AUGAGCUUGGUGAUGCUUUCUGAUCUCUGUUCCAGCAUGGGAAUCUGGUCCAGAAUAUCUUCUGCACCUGUCAGCUCUGUCAUGAUAUUGCUUCUGAUGAAACAGGCCAAAGGAUCUCUGCUGGAAAAAACCACUACUGGAUGGAACAAAUAUAAACAGGAAUGCUUGAAAAUGCUGCAGGAAUCAGUUGUAGAUACUGGAAUCCAUUGCAAUGGGACAUUCGACCAGUUUGUUUGCUGGCCUUACUCACGCCCAGGAAAUGUCUCUGUUCCUUGUCCUUCCUAUCUGCCCUGGCUGGAAAACGGAAGUGCAGGAAAUGUAUACAGAGUCUGCUUGGAUGGGGGGACUUGGCAAACCAAGGAGAACUCCACAGACAUUUGGAGAGACAGUUCAGAAUGUUCUGAGAAAAAUCAUUUCCAAAAAAAUGAAGAAGACCAUAAAUUACUGACCACAUUGCAGUUGUUGUACACUAUAGGAUAUUAUUUUUCUCUCAUCUCACUUGUGUUAGCUCUUUUUAUACUUUCUUCACUCAGAAAACUCCACUGCACAAGAAACUACAUCCAUAUGAAUUUGUUUGCAUCUUUUAUCCUGCGUGCCACAGCAGUUCUGAUCAAGGACAGUGUCUACUACAACAUUUACUCCAAAAGACCAAAUGAUGAGACUGGAUGGAUAUUGUACCUCAGUCCUGAGAUUGUGGUCAUUUGCAGGACUGCCCAGUUUUUCAUGCAUUACUUUGUUGGGGCAAAUUAUUUCUGGCUGUUAGUAGAAGGGAUUUAUCUGCAUACCUUGCUGAUCACCGUUGUGCUCUCUGAGAGGCGGCUGCUCCAGACAUACGUUGUGAUAGGAUGGGUUGUUCCUAUCCUGUUUGUGGGCCCUUGGGGUAUAAUCAGAUCAAAAAUGGAGAACACAGGGUGCUGGGGAACAAAUGAACACAUGGGAAUCUGGUGGAUCAUCCGAGGACCAAUGUUGUUUUCCAUUGCAGUUAACUUUGGCAUCUUCUUAAAAAUCCUCAGAAUGCUGAUCUCCAAGCUAAGAGCUCAGCAAAUGAGCUUUCAUGAUUACAAAUACAGAUUGGCAAGAUCUACACUUGUGCUGAUUCCAUUGUUGGGGAUCCAUGAGUUUGUAUUUACCUUCAUCACUGAUGAACAGGUGGAAGGACUUUCAAGACAUAUAAGGCUUUUCAUUCAGCUGACAAUGAGCUCAUUUCAUGGCUUUUUUGUAGCAGUUUUAUAUUGCUUCGCUAAUGGAGAGGUGAAAGCAGAGCUGCAGAAGCAGUGGUCCCGCUUCCUGCUGGCAGAGCCCUUCGGCUGCAAAUUUUGCUUUCUUGGGGAAAACAUCAAAUACCUCAGGAAAUGUUCCCAGAAAAGAAAGAAGCAGCACCUCAGCACCAAGCACCACUUGCAUCUGGAGGCGAGGGAGCCCUUGGGACUGCAGCUCCAGCAGCUGCGAGCCAAGCAGAGGACAGGGCUGAGCCCAGCAGCAGGCUGUGCUCUCCCGUCUCGGCCUCGGGCGAGCAUGUCAGACAGCAGCGAAGGAGAAGUCACCACUGGGGAGACCACUGAGGAAGUCUUUGAAGAAAGUGAGAUUUAG